This is a messenger RNA of Hordeum vulgare subsp. vulgare (domesticated barley), 1708 nucleotides long. Its product is annotated as protein CONSERVED ONLY IN THE GREEN LINEAGE 160, chloroplastic-like. Lineage: Eukaryota; Viridiplantae; Streptophyta; Magnoliopsida; Poales; Poaceae. The transcript has 10 exons. The record is from RefSeq and is a predicted model, not a curated record. The coding region runs from base 139 to 1221 and encodes 360 amino acids.
UUGGAUACGUUGAUAACUCCCAGCCGCGACUCGUCGCGCCACCACACGACGCCCCUCUCCCGUUCACCCGUCCCGAUUCCGGAUCACUCCCUCUCCUCUCCACUCCCUCACCGAGAUAUUUCACGCGGCCCGCCCGCCAUGUCGCUGCUCGCCGUCGUCACCAGCCGCGCCGCGGCCGUGCGCCCGCUUCGCGCCUCGGCGGCCUCGGGAGAGGCGGCCGCCGCGGACCAGCCGGCGGAGAGGAGGCCGGUGAAGAUAAUACUGCCCAAGAAGAAGCCGCAGAAGUGGUCCACGGGGAUGGAGCCAGGGUCGUACGGCGGCGGCCCGACCACCAUCAAGCCGCGCAAGUACUGGAUGGGCAAGGAGGACCGCGACCCCAUUGGCAACACCGACGACUUCAUCUGGAACAAGAACUUCCUCCCCCACAUGGAGCGCGUCAUCGCCAACGGCGGCACCGACACGCCCGCCACCAUCCCACGCGUCACGCAGGAGGACGAGGAUUCAGGGUUUCUAAGCAUCAACCGCGCAAUGGACCUUGACAGUAUGGAUGUUGAUCUGAGCAAGGAGCUUCUGGCGCCAGCCAAGUCAAUCUUGCAGACCCAGCUCAAGGCUGCCCGCCGUGGACGAUCCACUGGCGUUCAGGCUGUCAAUAGAUCCACCUUCAUUAGAUGGAAGCUAGCUCCGACUCGACGGGAACAGGAGCAAUGGGACAGAGCGACCAGGGCAACCACCGGUGGCAUUGAUGUCAUACUAAGGGAGUCGCAACAGAAGGUGCAGCUGAAAGGGGACCCUAAGGUGGUGGCAGCUGAGGCCAGAGAGCAAUACCUUAAGUUGAAAGAAAGGUUGCAGUUGCUUACUUUAGGUAUUGGUGGCAUCGGUGUGGUUUCUGCUUAUGUUUCAUACACUCCUGAAAUCGCUGCGAGCUUUGGUGCAGGGCUGAUUGGAUCUCUGGUGUAUCUCCGCAUGCUUGGAACCAGUGUGGAUUCUCUAGCGGGUGGAACUAAAGCAGCUGCCAAGGGCGCUGCGGCACAGCCAAGAUUGCUUAUUCCAAUGGUUCUUGUGAUGAUGUACAAUCGAUGGAAUGCGAUACUAGUUCCAGAUUACGGUUUCAUGCACCUGGAGUUGAUACCCAUGCUCGUUGGGUUUUUCACCUACAAGAUUGCAAUGUUUACUCAAGCGAUUCAGGAAUCAAUACCUGAUGUUGGAAACCGCGAAGCUUGAACGCUGCUUUGGCUAAUAGAAGAACAGAGAGAAGGUUGUUGCCCUGAGGGGAGAUUGGUCACCAUUCAUCAAUAUAGUUCUAUUAAGGUUUUGGAAGAGUGUAAUCUGCAGCCUGGAGAUUUCGCCAAGUACUAAAUCAGAUUCAGGCCGACGAUACUGUCUGAACAUAUCGACUGAUUAACAGCAUUCCGCUGAAAAAGUUUACAUGACUGUGCGAAGGGAAGCUGGCAUACAGGAUUACAGGUGUGCUGUCAAAUACUACAAGUUGUGUACAAUGUACGCCUCUGAACUUUUGGUGCAUUGACCCCGAAUCACAUGCCAUGGUUGAGUCGACAUUUAAUUUGAGCAUUUAACAUUAUGUGCACAAGGAGGUCGGCAGGACUCGGAUCAGUACAGAAUGUAAAUAGUGAGGGUUGUUAGUACAGUACAAUACAGUAGCUCCGGAAGCUCUCUUUUACAAAGUAUAGUAAAAAAAUGUUAUUAUUUC